Molecule: messenger RNA, 3019 nt
Organism: Toxorhynchites rutilus septentrionalis
Lineage: Eukaryota; Metazoa; Arthropoda; Insecta; Diptera; Culicidae
Gene: Ciz1
Exons: 7
Coding region: 214-2775 (853 amino acids)
Source: RefSeq, a predicted model, not a curated record
AAGUACCGCUUCAUUCUUCGAUCGAGCGUUCAAUCUUCCACAUUCGGUGGAAAUUUGCUUUGUGCUACAGUCAGCCAUUGUAGUAGUGUACAAUUAAAUCGAAUAUUUCACCAUCUGAAUUGUGUCCUCCGCGCUAAAAAGUGAAUCAAUUGAAGCAAAAACAUCGAUCCUAACUAAAUUAGCUUUGUUUGUGAGAAUCCGUGUGAAAAGAAAAUGACUCGUGGUGGCAGAGGAUACCCACGCGGGGGCGGAUCCCGUGGUGGUGGAUCUUACCGGGGUGGCGGCGGUGGUUAUCGCAGCUCCAAUCAUGGUGGAAGUGGUGGUUACGAUGGAGGUCGAGACAACUCACGCAAUCGUUAUAGCGUUGGUGGAAAUUCCUACGGAGACUCCCGUUCGUCACGGUAUGAUAACAACCGGUACUCCCGGCAAGAUAACCGCCAGGACGGUAAUUACAAACGUAAUGAUUCGUAUAAGGAUUCUAGAGAUCGACGUUCGCCGGAUAGAAAACGCCCAAGGACGGACCAUUCAAAUCAGGGAGGACGUCGUGAUUACAACGCAACAGGUGGCAGCGGAGAUUACCGCAGAGAUAGUGCUGGUGGAAGUGGCCGCGGAGGCUCAUCCAGCCGGUACCAUGAUACUAGCAGCUCAUCGUACGAUAAACGUGGCAAUGAUCAUCACUCGUCAUCGUCGGUCGGAGGCAGUGGAACCAGUAGCCGGGAUAGAUUUGAAAACCGGAGCAGCAGUCGGGGACGUGGCGCUGGGGAUAAAUCACGUGAAUCCAUGGGACCACCACGAUCGGUGGCUCCACGAAGCUCGAAUGUGAGAGGACCACCGCUGAGGACAACGCUGGGUUCGCGUCCCUCGAUACCACUUUCGAUGCGUCGGGGACCCAUUCGUGGUAGAAUUCCUAAUCGUUUCAGGACCGAUAGUCGUCGGGGCAUCAUGAACAGCCGGUUCAACAGUCGACGGGAUAUCAGAGGGCCAGUUCCGAUGCGUCGGCGUUUUCCGCCGAUUCGUAGCCGGGAUGGCAUUGGCCGGAUUGGAAAGAGAACUAUGGACACCACGACUCGUGUCUCGAGAAAGGCACUUAUCAAGCGGGCGUUAGAAGCAGCCAAGGAAUUAGAUGAUGAGCAUACCACAGAGAAUGAAGGUGAUGACGAUGAAGUCGAUGAGGAUAAGGAUGUAACCGAAGGAGAGGGCGAUGACAUCAAGAAGGAAAUUAAGGAAGGCGAGGUGGAUGACGAUGACAAAACAGAAAAGGAGGAAGACGACGAUGAGGACGAUGCCGAUAAAACCAUUGAUAAAGCCGAUGAUGAUAAGGAAGACGAUGAAAAGGCCGAUGAAUCCAAGGAUGGAGAAGACGGAGAUGAGGGUAAGAAAGAUGCCUCUGCUACUCCCAAGAAGAGUACCAAGAAGGCCCCGGCAAAGGUUAAAAGUUCUCCAAAUGCAGACAAGACCGACGAUAAAGACGGUGAAAAGCAGAAGAAGGACACGACUAAAAUUACCACCAAGUAUCGUUCGUCGCCUUUCAUCAAAUUGAAUUGUUGUCACUGUGGAACUAAAUGCUUCACUUUCAAGGAAUACCACUCCCAUCUAUUCAGAGGACUGCAUCGUUCGGCCAUGCGUCGUUUGGCGGGAACUACACGCGACAAGUUAGCCGAGAUGCGUCAUGCCCAACGGGUGGCCCAGAAAGAAGAGGACGAAAAGGUUGAGGAUUUCAGCGAACAGAAAUCCUCGUACUGUCCAUUGUGCCAGUUGAAUUUCCGCCAGCCAAAAGCCGUUCACCAGAAGUCCGAUGGUCACAAGCAAAUGAAACGGUUCCUGAUGCCCUAUUGUACAACGUGCAAAAUUGGUUUCAAGAGUCCGAUGGCGUUCGAGGCUCAUCGUUCUUCGAUCGAGCACUUGAAGUUCAAAGCCCGCGUCGAGCGUUACGCCAGCAAGGAUGAAGACGGUGAUGAUGGUGCGGAAAUUGAUUUGGAGAAUUUCACAACGGUCGAUGAGGUUGGCAAUGUUGACGAGCCAACAGAUACGAGCAAAGAAAAUACAUCGACACCAAAAAAGAGUGGAUCAGCGGAUAAUAAAUCCACUGGACGCCCCGGCACAGAUGAUGAGGAUGAUGACGAUAGCGAUGAUGUGGAUGGAGAAACCGUUAUUGGCUCUGAACAUGUUAAGAAAGUCGAGGUACAGUUUUGCGAUUUAUGUGAUAUGUAUUUGCCACGACGAGACGAACAGGAAAAAGUCCUACGAACACAUUGCAAAACAAGAUCACAUCUCAGGCUGUACAUCCGCAAUCGUGAGGACAAGAAGUUGCGAGAGCGUGCGGAAAGGAUUCAUAAGAAAAAAAUCACGGACGCUAAAGCGCGGAAAGAUGCAAAGAAAGAGAAAGAUGCAUCUAACGCUUCUGAAGCGGAUGCAGCCGUCAAGGAAGAACCAAGUGCGGAGAAAAAAUCUGGCGAAGAAGGAGAGACCAAGGACGCAGCGGCAACUGAUGACCAGAUGUGGGAAGUGGUUGAUAAUGAUCUCGGUGAUUUACUGCGCGAAGUAGCUGGCCCUGCGGAGGAUAAUGAAGAGGAGGAAGACGAUGAAAAGACCAGCUCCGAAAGGUACGACAAGUUCAAACAUACCGAAAAGAACGGACUGGAUCAGAGCAGCAUUCACGAUACCACGGUGGAUGAAGAUGAGGAUUCAACUACCGAGAAGAAAGCCGCAGCAAACAAAAAGCCCGCGAAUGGCGAUGCCACUAGUGCAGAUAAAGAGGUUAAGGCUGAAGCUUAAUCAGAGGGACAUGUUCUAAGAUCUUUGUGUGUAACAAACAUGCGAAACAUUUUCCUUCGAUUGCAAUGAAGGUAGCGGUUGGAAUACCUUCCUGUUUUAGUCGUCUUACAUCCUUAACUAGAUUUUCCGAAUUGAAGAAUAGAAGUCAUUCAACACACACAUAUACAAUUAUGAUACGUCAGUGUAUUAGACAUAACCAAGAAAUAAUAAAAAUGCGAUUUGAAGAAAAAAUCGCAGAAUAAUA